Molecule: messenger RNA, 2710 nt
Organism: Adelges cooleyi (spruce gall adelgid)
Lineage: Eukaryota; Metazoa; Arthropoda; Insecta; Hemiptera; Adelgidae
Gene: Klp68D
Product: kinesin-like protein KIF3B
Exons: 2
Coding region: 189-2318 (709 amino acids)
Biological process (GO): microtubule-based movement
Molecular function (GO): microtubule binding; microtubule motor activity; ATP binding
Source: RefSeq, a predicted model, not a curated record
CUUGUGGUAGUCUAGUCACAUAUUAUGGAUUCAACACGGGUGUGUUAACAGAUAGAAGCCAACAGCAGUAUUACAAUAUUUUUGAAAAUAAAGAAUCUAAGUGGGACUCUAACUGGGACAGAUGUUAAUUGAAACCCAAUAUAAUACAUAGCUACUUUCUAACAAAAUAAUAAUAUUAACAUACAAUAAUGGAUUCAAAAAAACGAAGUGGUCGCCAACAGUUGGUCAAAACAAAAAAAGAAAAUAUUCAAGUAAUUGUUCGAUGUCGACCAAUGAGUUCUAAAGAAAUUUCAAAUGGGUAUACUGAGGUUGUAAAAAUGACUAAAGAAGACAAUUCUGUUGCUGUAGCUGUGCCUAAAAAUGAUGGUUCAGAAUUCAAGCAAUUUACAUUCGAUUCAGUUUUUGAUUGGAAUUCUACUCAAGAAGAAUUAUAUAAAAAAAUGGUUCACCCGUUAAUUGAAUCAGUUUUAAAUGGCUUUAAUGCCACAAUAUUUGCUUAUGGACAAACUGGAACUGGUAAAACUUAUACAAUGGAAGGUCUCAAAGAUGAUAAAUAUCCUAUAAGUGAUCAAACAGAUCGUGGCAUUAUACCUCGAACAUUUGAACAGAUAUUUAAAACUAUUGAACAGUCAAACAAUACACAAUAUCUAGUAUUUUCAUCUUAUUUAGAAAUUUAUCAAGAAGAAAUACGUGAUCUGCUAGAUGCUAAACCUAAAGGAAAAUGUGAGCUUCGCGAAGAUAAAGAUGUUGGUGUGUAUGUUAACAACUUAAAUAAAUAUAUUUGUAAAAACGUUCAAGAAAUUUUAAAAGUUAUGCAUGAAGGCAACAAAAAUCGAACAAUAGGUGCUACAGAUAUGAAUGAACAUAGUUCGAGAAGUCAUGCUAUUUUUACAGUAACUGUUGAAAUAAAAAUUUCUGCUGAAAGAAUCCGAGUAGGAAAAUUGAAUCUUGUGGACUUGGCUGGUAGUGAAAGACAAAGUAAAAGUGGUGCCACUGGUCAGAGACUUAAAGAAGCUGGAAAAAUUAAUCUUUCUCUUUCGACUUUAGGAAAUGUUAUACAUGCACUCGUUGAAGAAAACUCUACACAUAUACCUUAUAGAGAUUCGAAACUCACUAGACUUUUACAAGAUUCAUUGGGAGGUAAUUCUAAAACAUUAAUGAUAGCUAAUAUUGGGCCAGCCAGUUAUAAUUGGGAUGAAACCUUGACGACAUUACGUUAUGCUAACAGAGCUAAAAAUAUUCAUAAUGCCCCUCAUGUUAAUGAAGAUCCUAAAGAUGCUCUUAUUAGACAAUACCAAGAUGAAAUAUCUAAACUACGAAAUAUAUUAAACGAAAAAUCAUCUAAAAAGACAACAAAAAAAGAAAAAAAUUAUGAUAUGGAAAAUCUUCAAGAACAUACUUUAUAUUUAGAAAAACAACAAGAAGAUCUAAAUGAAAAACGUAACAAUAUUCUUGAAAAUAAAGACAAUUUAUCUACUGAUGAUCAAAAUAGAAUGCUAUAUGAUAUAGAAUUGGAAAAAGCCAAAGUUGCUGGAGAAAUGGAUUUUAUGGCAUCUUUAAUUGGACGCAUUCAAUCUAUGGAAAGUAGUUUAUUGAGGGGAGGAAAAUCAAUCACUGAUCAUUUGCACGAACAACAAAGUCAAAUUGAUAAACGCAACAAAGAAAUCCAGGAAGAAAUACGGUUAGAACAAGAGCUUGCCAAGAAUUUAGAAGAAAUAGCUGGCUAUACUGAAUCAAUUAGAGAGACAUAUUCAACUCUACUGGAAGAAGUAGAAUCGAAACAAGCUAAAUUUGAUAAGCUGUUGACACUCUAUCAAAAUCUUAAAGGGGAAUUAAAGAAAAAAGAGGAAGUGUAUUCUAAUCAAAGGAGAGAAAUUGAGUCAAAUCAAGAAGCAAUGACCAGGCAAUUGAAAUUAGGUAAUAUAAUCAUGUCUAAUUUUAUAGCUCCUGAUGAACUUCAGAGUGUCAAAGAUAGAUUGUAUUAUGACGAUGACACUAAUGAAUGGCGGUUGAUCAGUAACCAAUUAGAAGGUCAUACACGAGGUUGCAUUAACGGUGUAAUUAAUACAAGAAGAAAUGAAAAUUUAAUCACUUUGAAUUUGCUCACGCUUGAGCAUAAACUAGAAGAAUAUAAAAAACCAGAAAUAUCCCCUUCACUUUUAUCAAUGCUUGAUGAAGCAUUAAAAGUCGAAGAUGAUCUACAAGUAGAUGCUUCUAUUGCAGAACGUCCCAGGAAUGUUCGUAGUGCAAUUGGGCCAAAAAUCAAACCAACUAUAAAUAAAAACUAUCCAAGAGCUCGAGGCUUGAUACCAAAAUAAAUGAAAGCUUUAUUAUUCAAUGAUGUGCACUAUAUUUAUAUUUUUUUUUUUCCUACUAACCAAAGACAUAAUUUUUAUUUGUAUUUAUAUCUUUGUUACAAAUUCUUCUUUUGCUUUAUAUUAACUUUUUACAUUCCUAGUCAUAUUUAUAUGGGAUAAUCCUUUUUUUUUUGCUUUAUUUAUUUUUUAUUUAUUACUCUAUUUAUGUUACUUUAUUUCCUAUUUUCUAAAAAUGUGUUAAUCAAAACUAACUUAGUCAUAGUGUCUAGUCUUUUGCACAAUAAAUAUCACUAAUAAAUGAAAUAUUUCUAGUUUCAAUGUUAUUUUUUUACCUAACUCGUUUUAUUUUCCACACAAAUGAGCAUGUGAUUUUGUGUAUCUUAAUGUCCAAU